Molecule: messenger RNA, 1143 nt
Organism: Paramecium pentaurelia
Lineage: Eukaryota; Ciliophora; Oligohymenophorea; Peniculida; Parameciidae
Source: the annotation of a GenBank genome assembly
AUGGAAGAUUAGAUUGACAACGAAUUUUUGGAUGAAAAUUGUGAAAAUUAAGAUUUACAAUAGUGUGAUAUUUGUAAUAGGAAAUUUCAUUCUGAAAGAAUUGAAAGACAUCUUAUUGCUUGCCAAAAAGCCUAAUAAAAAUAAUAAGAAAGGGAUAAAAUAAUAUAAAAAAAGAAAAAACAAAUUGAACAAAAAAAAUAACACCUUUAAUAAAUGGAUGUUGAAAUAGUUAAAACUAAUUGGAGGGAGGAACAUCAAAAAUUUUAGGAGUAAAUCUAAUAUAACAGAAAAUUAAAAUAAGUAAUAACAGCAUUAUAUAUUAAGUUAGAAAUUGAAGGAUAAGAUGUAACUUAGUUAAAACCAUUAGAAACCAAAGUAAAUUCCAAUUAUGUUUUUUGUGAAUAUUGUGAAAGACAUUUUGCAAAAAGUAACUAUCCAAUAUUUAUAUAAGAUGUUGCUGAAAGACAUAUACCUAAAUGUAAAGAAAUCAUAGCUAAGCCUAAACCACCUAGAAAGAAGACUGUUGAAAUGAUCUAACCUUCUUAACCAUAACUUCAAGAAAAAAGAUAAGCCUAAGUUAGUACACCUUCUACUUCCAGUUAAAUGGAGAGAAAACCUAUUAUCAAAAAACAAUUAUCAGAUUCAUCAUAACAAUUUAGACCUACAAGUUUAUAAAAAUUUAUAGCUGAAUAAUCUGGCAAAGCAAAUUUAACAAAUAUAGGUAUCUAAUCAUAUUAUAAAUAGGUUUUAUUGAUUGUAAAGCAAGAGCUACUGCUAUCUAAGAUACAGAAUGUCCACAUUGUAAUAGAAGAUUUAUAUCCAGAGCUGCUGAAAGACACAUACCAAUUUGUGAAAAAUUAACAAGAAAACAUUCUUUUUGUAUAAUUAUUUAAUUAAUAGUUAGAGAUUAAAUAUUAAAGUAGAAAAAGCGUACCUAUUAAAUAAAAUAAUUUAAUGAUGAUAAAUCCUACAGCAGUUUUGCCUUAAAUACAAAGAAAAGGCACUAAGUAGUUAGAAGCAGGAAAUUUGCCUCCUAUUGGAAAUAAUUAAAAGUUUUGUACAGAAUGUGGAAAUAGAUUCUAAGCAAAUCAUAAAUAUUGCGGUGGAUGUGGACGCAAAAGGGAACCUGAAAUUGUAAUUUGA